AUCAUGGAAGUAUAUUGCAUUGUUCAUGUUUUUAGUGGAUAUUAAGUGGGACAGUUAGGAGUUCUCAACGUUAAAAUACAUAGUGCAUUCUAUUUAAAUUGAUUAUCAUUCUUAUUUUUUUUUCUUACAAGUACAUAUAUACAUAUUAUAGAUAUAUAUAUCUAAUUAGAAUAAAAAAAAGUUAUGUCCUCGUUUACGUUUGGUCAAAAAUCGUUUACACCAGUGCCACCCGAGAAAGGUAGCUUUCCACUCGAUCAUGAAGGUUUCUGCAAACAAGUAAUGAUAAACUAUCUUCGAUGUUUAUUAGAACAUAAUAAUCAAAAUACAAUGUGCAGACAUAUUGCCAAAGAAUAUCUCGGUUGUCGAAUGGAUAAGGAUCUAAUGGCGCGUGAAGAUUGGUCGAAAUUAGGUUUCGCUGAUGAAGUUAAGGAAACGUAACCAAUUUAACAAAUAUAUUUAAUCGUAAUUAAAUUAUAUAAUCAUUUGAAGAUUAAAUCAUAAUAAACGUAAUAUCUCUGUCACUGUUUGUAUUACCAAUGACUGACUUUGUCAUUGAUUGAAAAGUUAGAUAAAUAUUGUUAUCAAACUGCGAUAAGUUUAUUAAGUGUGUCUAUCUAAGACAAUUAUUAUUUAUGCGUUCUAGAAAUGGAUAGAGUGCAAGUUCAACCACAUGUGAUUCGUCAUCACAUUUAGAAAAUUUAUAUAUAUAUAUAUAUAUAAUAAACUGCCAAUAUUAAAACAAUAUAAACGUUUAGAAGAAAAUAUUGUUGGUAGUGCUUUAGAAGAUCUCAUGAAAUUUAUGAUAAAGUAUACACCAAAUUGUUAACCUAAAACCAUACUUAGUCUACGUUAUACCAUUUAUGAUAUUGUUAAAGAAAGAAUUAAGAAGAAAAUGAAGUAUUGAAAGAUAAGUUGUCAACUUAUUGCAACAACAACAAC
This is a messenger RNA of Polistes dominula (European paper wasp), 939 nucleotides long. Its product is annotated as cytochrome c oxidase assembly protein COX19. Lineage: Eukaryota; Metazoa; Arthropoda; Insecta; Hymenoptera; Vespidae. The record is from RefSeq and is a predicted model, not a curated record. Gene Ontology annotation, biological process: mitochondrial respiratory chain complex IV assembly. Gene Ontology annotation, cellular component: mitochondrial intermembrane space.